AUGACUGUGGAGGAAACUUUUUUGAAGAUCUUACAGACAGACCCUACCUCCAGAGAAAGCAUGGAGGAGGGACGAUCUGGUAAAGAUCUCCAAAGAAAAUUCCUACCAAUUACAUCUCCUGUAAUCCCACUUUAUUGUUGCAUCAUCAUGAUUAUGGUCCUAGCUACAAUUGUGGUGGUACUUUCCACUUUUUUGGCAGUGAGAAACACAAAGCCGGUCUCAUAUGUUCUGUAUGCUACCUGCCCAAAAGAAUGGAUUGGAUUUGGAAGUAAGUGUUUUUAUUUUUCUGAAGACACAAGGAAUUGGACAUUCAGCCAGACAUUCUGUACCUCAUUAGAAUCUGUUCUUGCUCAGUUUGAAAACGAGGAGGAGAUGAACUUCCUGAAAAGAUAUAAAGGCCCUUCUGACCAUUGGAUUGGCCUUAGAAGAGAAUCAUCACAUCAUGUUUGGAAAUGGACAGACAGCACUGAAUAUAAUGUCACAUUUCUUAUCAAAGGAGUUGGGGAAUGUGCCUACCUGAAUGACGUUGGACUUAGUAGUGCCAGGAGCUACACAGAUAGAAAGUGGAUUUGCAGCAAGACAAAUAAUAAUGUCUCCAUGGACUUAAAUACUUAA
Mesoplodon densirostris (Blainville's beaked whale) is the source of this 615-nucleotide messenger RNA. It is a transcript of the gene CLEC2D, whose product is annotated as C-type lectin domain family 2 member D. Lineage: Eukaryota; Metazoa; Chordata; Mammalia; Artiodactyla; Ziphiidae. The coding region runs from base 1 to 615 and encodes 204 amino acids. Gene Ontology annotation, cellular component: external side of plasma membrane. The record is from RefSeq and is a predicted model, not a curated record. The transcript is spliced from 5 exons.